Molecule: messenger RNA, 912 nt
Organism: Coturnix japonica (Japanese quail)
Lineage: Eukaryota; Metazoa; Chordata; Aves; Galliformes; Phasianidae
Source: RefSeq, a predicted model, not a curated record
GGUCACAGUGCUUCUAUGGGUCACAGUCCCCCCCACCCCCCAGGUUUCGGCACUUACCCCGGUCGGAAGCGAGUCUCCCCCCAACCCACAUCAGUUCCAUUCCCGUGUCCCGUGUGUCGCCGGGACAUUGACCUGGGGGAGCGCGGCCUGGCCGGGCUGUUCCGGAACCCGACGUUGGAGCGAGUCGUGGACCGGUACCGGCAGAACAUCAACGUGGGAACCGCCAUCAUGUGCCAGUUCUGUAAGGAGCAAAGGAUGGAGGCGACCAAGGGCUGCACCGAGUGCAGGGCCAGCUUCUGUAAUGAGUGCUUCAAGCUCUGCCACCCCUGGGGGACACAGAGGGCUCAGCAUGAGCCAACACCGCCCAGCCUCACCUUUAGGGCUAAGGGCCUGCUGUGCCCGGAGCACAAGGAGGAGGUCAGCCAUUACUGUAAGAGCUGCCAGCGCCUCCUGUGCCAGCUCUGCCGCCUGCGCCGCGCUCACAGCAGCCACAAGAUCAGCCCCGUGCUCAGCGCAUACCAGGCACUAAGGGAGAAGCUGACCAAGAGCCUGGCCCAAAUCCUCAGCAGCCAGGACGUGGUGCAGGAUCAGAUCGCGCAGCUGGAGGAGACCAUCCGGCACACGGAGCUGAACGGCGCGCAGGCGCAGCAGGAGGUGCAGGGUUUGAUGCAGGCGCUGGGAGCCGCGUUGGAGGAGAAGCGCGUGGAGCUGCUGCGCCGCAUCGAGGAGCAUCAGCAGGAGCGGCUGGGCCGGCUGCAGCUGCAGCUGCAGGAGCAUCGCAGCAUGUUGGACAGCUCCGGGAUGGUGGGAUACGCGCAGGAGGUGCUGAAAGAGACGGACCAGCCCUGCUUCGUGCAGGCGGCCAAGCAGCUGCACUGCAGGUUAUGGGGGUGCAGGGUAUGGGGGGUGCAG